Alosa alosa (allis shad) is the source of this 1571-nucleotide messenger RNA. It is a transcript of the gene jdp2b, whose product is annotated as Jun dimerization protein 2b. Gene Ontology annotation, molecular function: DNA-binding transcription factor activity, RNA polymerase II-specific; RNA polymerase II cis-regulatory region sequence-specific DNA binding. The transcript has 4 exons. The coding region runs from base 179 to 664 and encodes 161 amino acids. The record is from RefSeq and is a predicted model, not a curated record. Gene Ontology annotation, biological process: regulation of transcription by RNA polymerase II. Lineage: Eukaryota; Metazoa; Chordata; Actinopteri; Clupeiformes; Clupeidae. Gene Ontology annotation, cellular component: nucleus.
ACAUCCUUGCUUACGUCUGGCACAAAAGAGUUCCGCAUUCCGGAGCCCUCCCUGAUACCGAUCCCGUAUUUAAACGGGCUGAUGCAACGAACAGGCAUCUUAGAUCGAGUGGUGACCCAAACAAACAGUCAUUUCGGAUUCCGGACCAGAAUCAGCAGUGGCUGUGGCCGGACCUGACAUGAUGCCAGGACAGAUCCCUGACCCCUCGCUGACGGCCGGCUCCCUCCCCAGCCUGGGCCCGCUGGCCGGGAUCUCAGCCACCACGCUCACUGACCAGCUCAAGUUCUCCGAGCUGUGCAGCCUGGGUGCCAUGCUCUCGCCACUGCACUUCCUCGCCAGGCACGGGAAGAGAUCGCUGGUCCUCAAGGAUGAGAUGGAAGAAGAGGAAGAGAGGAGGAAGCGAAGACGAGAGAAAAACAAAGUUGCAGCGGCCCGAUGUCGAAACAAAAAGAAGGAGAGAACGGACUUCCUUCAAAAAGAGUCGGAGCGCCUGGAGGUGGUCAACUCGGAGCUGAAGGCCCAGAUCGAGGAGCUGAAGGUGGAGCGCCAGCAGCUCAUCCACAUGCUCAACCUCCACCGGCCCACGUGCAUCGUGCGGACGGACAGCAUCAAGACGCCCGAGAGCGAAGCCAACCCACUCCUCGAGCAGCUCAAGGAGAAGUGAAGUGGGGGAGAAACACACACAGAAACAGGGACAGAGAAACACAAAUAGGACAGAGGGUGAACUUUUUUGUCGAAAGCAAACAAACCCAGAACUAUUCCUACGUUGUGGUGGCAAUGAUCAUACUGACAGUAUAAGCCAAUGGCCGGAGAGAAACCUUGGCGGGAGGACCAGCCGUGGGCUUGGAAUGAAAUCACCUCCCUCCAGGAUGCGCACAGCCAAGAAGCAGCCUUUCAAGUCUCCAUUGAUACUCUUUUUGUGGACGUCUAGUGCCUCAGCAAUAUGGCUGUCAAACGUUACCAAGAGGGGAAAGGCAAGCGGUCUCAAAAUGUAGUUGGGGAAACAGCACAGUGUGAGGUUCUAGUGCUGGCAUGUAGGCCUGUGAAUAGGUUAUGUCAUUCUUUUUUAUUUAAGGGUACAUACCAUGGUAGCAUCUUUCAAACUGGUCUAUGUCAAGCAGGAGGAAAGUACAGCAAAUGUAUACAGUUAGUAUACAUUGUUGUCAGUUUUUUUACAUAAGUUUGCCUUUAUAGUCUCCGGUAGACCAGAUUAAUGAGGACGCAGGCGUCAUGAAAGCACAUACGUAAUAAAUAAACAUAGAUAUAUUUACAUAAUGUUUACACUUUUUUGUUUUGUUUGUUUUUUUUGCAUUGUACUCACAAUUUAUCAGUGUAAUUCUUUUAUACUGCUAUGUAUGAAUGUUACAAUAUAAACUGUCACUUGAUGUGAUGCAAUAAGAAUCUUUUUUUACUUCUAGUUUGGUGUGCUGGUCAUAGCAGUGCUGAAUGAGUGAUGCGAGUAAAAUUUUUUAAACCACUCCCAGAAGUGGCCAUCAUCUCUUUAUUUGUUGUUGAUAAAUAGUAUUAUAUUGUAUGUAUUUUUCAUUAAACUCAAACCAUAUUCAAAAUAA